Molecule: messenger RNA, 845 nt
Organism: Diuraphis noxia (Russian wheat aphid)
Lineage: Eukaryota; Metazoa; Arthropoda; Insecta; Hemiptera; Aphididae
Source: RefSeq, a predicted model, not a curated record
AUGGCGAACACAUUUCCAUUGGUGUUGCUCUUUUUAUCUGACAUCGUUUUUAGUAGCCAAACGGCUCCUUGGGUGCUCAACAGAGCUGAUCCUGGCAGUGGUGGCGUGUCGUUCUUCAACAACACCGUCACCGAUUCGUACAUGAUGGUGAGAUGGACCUGGAGGGACUCGUCUAGCGGCUUUUGGGACACAAGGUUGAGAGUGACGCUCAACAAAGAAGAAAUAACCGGCGGCGGAUUCACGUACUCCGAUCAGUAUGAAAACGAAUUGGCGUCGGUCAGAUGGUUUAGAACUAAAACGGAUGGACCGAUCAAAUGGAAGUACACUUCGUUCUCUUCGCCUCCCGACAGUUGGUGGUUGACUUCGGUGGUGCCGAAUGGCAAUAUAACUUGGGGUUUCAAAAAUCAAAUCAUUGACGGCUCGUGGGUGUUUAGAGUCGGUAAUGACACACUUGAACCGAAAAAUUUUCAAAAUGUUGAUGGAUGGUCAUCAUCGCAAGGGACAGGAAAUAGAUGGAAGAGAUCGUUGAAAUCACACAGGAAUGGCGUAGACAACUUACAAAUAAAACAAAGUGCCUCAGAAAACGACUACGAUGACGAGGAAGAAGAUAUAUUUCAAAAAAUUAUUGGAUGUUUCAYGGAGUUUUUCAAAAUGUUAGAAGGAAUUUUUCAGAAUUCCGGGUGACAUGUCAUAUUAUAACAUACCUACUAGCAAUGAGCCAAUAUAAUUAUUAACUAUACUACUUUUCUAGAAAACAAUGCAUUGUCGCUUCAGCAUGCUUGGGACUUCAUCACUAUAAUAUUAUAUUUGUAUUUAUCACCACUUGUCUUAUUAUUGUUAUAUUU